AUGCCCUGCCUUCUGACAUUUCAGUCUAAUAAAUUCAGAGGAAAUGAUGACUUGUCUGUGCUGUUAAACUAUUUUUUUUCCUUUGCUGAACCUGUACAACUAGAAUGUUGGCAUGCUUGUUCGCUAACGGCACAUUUAGUUAGUCGAACCUUCAGACUUGUUCACAGAGAAAUGGCUUUGCUCCUGCUUUACUUUUUUCUUGUCUUUGGGGCGCUAUAUUCCUGUAAUGCUCAGACGACAUACAGAAAUACCAGUCCUUCAGCUGAAACGGUAACGAAUGCAACAGCUGAAACAACUGUUACAAAUGUCAACGCAACAGCUAACACAACUGUUACGAAUACUAAUGCACCAGCUGAAACAACUGUUAGAAAUGCCACUGCCACUACAACAGCAGAAACAACAGUCACAACUGCCAACGCAACAGUUGGUCCAGGCUGCUCAGAUCCACCAAUACUGUGCUGUGCGGGUCAGAAUAAUGGCUGUUUUAGGAAGACAUGUUACUGUGAUCAGGCCUGUGUGAACUUUAGGGACUGCUGCUCUGACUUUAACUCGACCUGCAUGAACUAUUUCCAAUCUAUGACACUUCACCUAAAAGUCUCUCUGUUAACCCAAGGUAGCAAUAACAAUAAUGGGACUCGUCAGGCUUUGCUUACUUAUUUAUCCAACACCCUUCUUCAAUCAACCUGUAAAAAUUGCUCUCUGAGUAUCAAGCACAUUGUAUUCAACUAUAUGAAACCAAAGUGAUGCAGUUGACGGAGUGGGUGAAGAUGACAGAGUGGGUGGUGAAGCCAACAUUCUGGAGUUAAAAUUUUUGUCUUUUAUUGGUACCAAUCAUUAUUGUAAUUUUUUCGACAGAUUCUAAGCUCUUUUUUUCUCUACAACAACUGGUAAAGAAUAUUAUUGUUCUGUAAACCCAGAUAAACACAUUCUACAAUAAACUGUUGAAGGAAAAUG
Messenger RNA from Poeciliopsis prolifica (blackstripe livebearer), 954 nucleotides. RefSeq lists its product as uncharacterized. The transcript is spliced from 10 exons. The coding region runs from base 1 to 744 and encodes 247 amino acids. NCBI's taxonomy places the organism in Eukaryota, Metazoa, Chordata, Actinopteri, Cyprinodontiformes, Poeciliidae. The record is from RefSeq and is a predicted model, not a curated record.